Charadrius vociferus (killdeer) is the source of this 912-nucleotide messenger RNA. RefSeq names its product solute carrier family 7, member 6 opposite strand (gene SLC7A6OS). The transcript is spliced from 5 exons. Gene Ontology annotation, biological process: developmental process. The record is from RefSeq and is a predicted model, not a curated record. Lineage: Eukaryota; Metazoa; Chordata; Aves; Charadriiformes; Charadriidae. The coding region runs from base 1 to 912 and encodes 303 amino acids.
AUGAUCAAUCUCAAUUCGAAGAACUAUGACUUACUGUGUCGGUGGUGUUAUUAUAUUCCUCCUUCUUUUUGUUCCUCUACCCAGAACGAACCAGUUCAGAGAUAUGUUCAAGAAGUGAUCACUCGAGACAAAGCAGCUCAAAGUCUGCGACCCGCUUUAGGAAGCACUCAGCGAAUCAUUCAGGAGCUCCUCUCUUCCACGCAAGUGAAAAGGAAGGAAAACCGUUACCGUGUGAUCGCCAGCCAUCGACCUAACUGUACCGAAACAGUUGCACCUGUCAUAAAUGGCGAGGAGUCGAUUGAUGGUGACAGAUCGGACUCUGAAGCAACACAAGAUGCUUCACAAAAGGAGAGCGGUGCUGGGGAUGAGAGUUCGGACUGCUGUGGGAAAUUCCAGUUGUUUGAUAUUGAACAGGAAGAGGAGGUGGUGGGAGACUCCAGCGUAACUGCUGCAAACCCACAGAAGACUGAUCCAGAUGUGAUUCUUUGCAAUGCAGUAGAGAUGAUCCGUGAGCGUUUAAAUGUUUCUGAAGAUGGUAAAAAAGAACACCGUGAGAAAGAAGAUGAGUAUGUUUACGACAUCUACUAUAUGGAAACAUCAGCCCCUGGUUGGAUAGAAAAUAUCCUUUCUGUACAGCCAUAUAGAGAAGAAUAUGAACUGGUAGUUAAUGAUGAUGUUCCAGGGGAAUUAUAUGAAGAUGAAGAUGAUGAAAAUGAUGAAAAUAACUGGCGCAACGAUUAUCCUGAUGAAGAUGAAUUCUUACCUGAUGAAGAUGGUGAUGGAGAAAAAGAGUCUGACGAGAGCUUCAGUGAUGAGGACCAGUGUUACAGGAGAAGAACAUGGAAUAAAUACCGACAGGAGGUUCUAAAGGAAUUUGGAUAUGAUGAGAUCCAGGAUCUGGAUUCUGAUUAA